Messenger RNA from Lolium perenne, 864 nucleotides. The record is from RefSeq and is a predicted model, not a curated record. Lineage: Eukaryota; Viridiplantae; Streptophyta; Magnoliopsida; Poales; Poaceae.
AUGGCCGGUGAGCUGCUCGAGCGGAGUACCUCCGUAGCAACUGCUGCUGGCGACGAAGACAAGGAGCUCGCUGAACAGCAGAAUCUGGUGCAUGUCCUGCCACACGACGUGAUAGCCGAUGUCUUGAGCCGCCUCGCGCCGCGCUGGCUCGCCGCGUCCCGCUGCGUCUGCAGGGACUGGCGUGCCGCCAUCGACGCCCGCCGACUCCUUCGUGCGGACCUGCUCCCGCUCUCGACUCGCGGCAUAUUCGUCCACUUCUCCUACCACAGGUUCCCGGAAUUGUUGGCCUCCUUUCCCUCCUCCAGGGGCGCCAGUGCAAUCACCGGCACUCUCGAAUUUCUUCCCAACACCGACACCUCCAUCAAGAUCGCUGACCCCUUCAUCACGGACUAUGACAUUCAGGAUCACUGCAAUGGCCUCCUCUUGAUCGACAAUUAUGUGGUUAACCCUGCUACCCGGCGCUGGGAUUCUUUGCCCCCAUGCCCGCCGUCUCAUGAUCAUCCUGUUGUCAUGCAUACGCAUGAUGAUGACUACGAUGAAACAGCUUUCAAUGAGUACCUAGCUUUUGAUCCUACUGUGUCACCACACUACAAGGUGUUGGUGGUCCCUCAUAGGUGCUUCAUUCUGGAUCGAGAUGAUAUUGAUCCCAUGGUAGAGAAAUCUAAAUUUUUAACAUCGCCGUCGAGAUGCACCUUGCGUGUCUUCUCUUCAAGGUACGGUAGUUGGAAGUGGAGAUCCUUUGUUCGAGAAGGAAGCGUUGGCCAGCCCACCCACAAGCUCAAAUCGUUGGAUUUGCGAGAAUGUGCCGUCUACUGGCGAGGAGUACUUUAUGUGCAACGUGAUGCUAAUUUUGUAGUAAGGUGA